AUGAGGGACUACGUUCAAAGGUUUUUGACUGGCUUCCGCAAAUCACCUCCAAGGAUUAUUGUCGAUUCUUCGUUGGGCAGCGUGUUUGCAAAUACCGUUAAGGAUGCGGGCGCUGGUUAUACUGGUACCCUUGAAAACCUCCGCCCUAAAGAUCUUGUUCACUUUGAGCUUAAUAGCAAGCUCGUGGAGAGUAUGAAGAGGAAUGACAGCAACUUCCUAGCCCCAUGGGAUCCUAAGGUGACUCACAAGCCAAGCGACUACGACAGAAAGAUCCAGCUGCAGGAUGACCGUUGGCAAACUCUACGGUUUGUCGCCUCGAUCACCUGGUUCCACGAGUUUUGCCACGCCUUUGUGACUUUCUUGGCUGGGAACAACUACGCCGAUACCCCGCCUGGCGUCACCAAUGCAGCCUUCCAAGAUCCCGAAGAUACUGCAGGAGAAAGCGGGUUCUGGACUGAAACACGAGCGUUCGCUGGAUGUGCAUUGAUGGAUCCAUCCACCCCUAACGGCGAUCCUGAAGAGGCUGUGAGGGUAUACCUCGUCAACGACAAUGAUGAUUGCCGAGACGUCAAUACGAGAACAAUGAGGGAGAUGAUGACACACCCGAAAAGUAUGUGA
Molecule: messenger RNA, 618 nt
Organism: Diaporthe citri
Lineage: Eukaryota; Fungi; Ascomycota; Sordariomycetes; Diaporthales; Diaporthaceae
Exons: 3
Coding region: 1-618 (205 amino acids)
Source: RefSeq, a predicted model, not a curated record